GUUGGGAAUAUUUAUGGAGAUGAAUUUAAAAAGAUUGAUAUUGGUGAAUACAGAAAUGGUCGUAUGAGAGAUUUACUUAAUGAUAAUAAGGACUUAUUCGAGGAAUAUGCUUUAAAAGAUUCUCUAAUAACCCUUAAACACGCUAGUACAAUGGAAGAAUUUAAUCUAAGUGUUAAUAAGAUAGGGGUUCCUCUAACAUUAUCUGGUAUAGGAAGGUCUUAUGUGAUUAAAGAAUGAAAAUCCGAGUCUUAUAAAGGUUAUCAGGUACGUAGUGAUAUUGUGUUAGGUAAUUUAAUGAAUAGGAUAACAUCUAAAGAUGCUAGAGGUACACCUUUGUCAAAGUAUUUAAUAGGGUUUAUAGCAGGUUAUAGGGGAGGUCGUAAUGAGUCUAUGAUGUAUGGCGUGGAUGUUAUUAACGACGAAGAGGAGCGUUGUUGAUAUGAUUAUGAUUUAACAAGCGCAUAUACAACGGUAAUGUCUAUUCUAGGUCAUCCCGAUGUAAAUAAAUCAAAACGAAUCACUGAUAAGAACGUUAGAGAAUUAAAUGACGAAGAUUUGUUAUUAAAUUAUAUAGUUGUAGACGUAGAUUUCGAAUUUCCUAUAGACACUAAGUAUCCUUCCAUACCCUGUAGUGUUGAUAAUGACGUAGAUAUUUAUCCUCUAAAAGGAAGUAGUGUUAUUACGGGUUGUGAAUAUCUAGUAGCAAAAUCUAUGGGGUGUAUUCUAAAGGUAAACGAAGGUGUUUUAAUACCCUUUAAAUCAAAUAGCGAGAUUGAAAAAGAUGUUAAUAACAAAAAAGAUUUUGUAAUUAAUAAAGAUAAUGAUGAUAACUACGAGGACUGAAAAGCUUUGGUUAAGGAUGGUUUUAUCAGUGCUUCAAAGAUACCGCUAUCGCUAUUUUGUGAAGAUAAAGAAUUUAUUAUGAAUAGUGUUAUUAAACUUGAUGAAGAUGUUUCAGAGUUAAUAGAAGAAGAUGAUCUAUUAAAGACUUUGAACGAAAGGCGUUUAGAAAGAUUAAAGAUUAAAGAAUUAUCCACAGAAUCUUUGAAAAAUAAAGAAGAGACUAUCGAAGAAAAGGAGGAGUCUUUCGAAAAUAGUUUCAAAUAUGAAUUAAAUUACGAAGCUCCUUUUAGAAAGAUUGGUAAUUCUAUUUAUGGUCAGGUGUCAAUGGGACUUAGUGGUAAAAAGAGUUUUGACAUAAAGACAAAUACUUAUGUUAGGCGGGAAGGUGGUUUAUUAUCGAACCCAAUAUUAGCUAGUUAUAUAACUGGUUUUACAAGAGCUUUAAUAGGUGAAUGUCUACACAAUAUCCAUUUAUUAGGAGCUGAUGUAAAGGAUUUGGAAAAUAAGCUUUUAGCUAUGAAUAGUGAUAAUUUACAAUGUCUAUAUUUAUAUAAAGAUAUACGUAAAUUACUAACAACUUUUGAAGAGGAUGCUCCAGAUGACAAAGCUUUGGAAAUUAAGAAUAUAGAAACAAAGGGAAUUUUAUCAUGAAAAACUAGAGGUCAGUUCGGGUUUACUAAUGGAGGGAUUUCGGCAGCUACUGGUUUUCAGGCAAGGUUUUAUGAAAAAGAAUUUUUAAUAGAGGAAUUUUCUAAAAAUAUGUUUGAUAAAAAGGUCUUUGAUUUUGAAUUCGUUGAAAGUGGUUUACGUAGUGGAAGUGAUAUUUAUAAGUAUGGCGGUAAUAUGAUUUUCAAAUACAGGGAUAAAAAGUAUAGUAUAGAGUUUGAUAAUAAACGUUGUAUAACAGAAGACGGGAGUGUUAUUAAAGAAGGUGGGAGUGUUACUAUGUUGGAUUCCAUACCUUGAAAAACUGUUGACGAAUAUUCAAAAAUACGACGAUUAAAACAAACUGUUAAUACUCCUGUUUGAGUAGGAAAGAGUUUUCUUAGAACAGCUCCAAAAGUAUAUUUAUCUUAUAUAGAAACAGCGGUUCGAGGUUUUAUAAAGGCUAGUUUAGCUAUUGAAGAAGAAGAUAGAUACGGUAUUCCAAAGACUUUUUCAAAAAUUAUCAAUCCUUAAUAGAUUUUAUUUAUAAACACGCUCCUACAGCGGAUGUAAAAUUGACUUUGAAUAAUAUAAGUCAUCUAAAAAGGAGAAAAACUGUUUCGAGAGCAGUGCCCCGUACAAAAGAAAACGAGGCAUUUGUGGAUUAUAUACUAAAGACUAUAGGAAGUUUUGAAAAAGAUAGGUUUUUUAGAGAGUAUAGUAGCGAAAUGAUUAAGGAACGUAGAAGUAUUAAGACAAAGAAUAUAUAGUGAAGACUUUUCUUUAUAAUCUGAUAAUCUAAAAAUCAGAUUUUGGAAAUGUCCUCUAGGUAUCAAAACAGUCAUUUAGUGCAUAGGAUAGAAAAAAUCCCCAGAAAUUCGUUAAAAACUUGGGGACUUGGAAAUGUCCCUUUUUGUGUUUGUGUAAUCCUAUGCAUCUACUGGAAGCGGUCGAAAUUAUUUCCAGUACACAACUAGCUGUUAUAGCAGUUAUAUUAAUAGUGGUUAUUUAUUAAUUAUCAUAGAGUUUUAUUAGUUUUUAACUAAUAAAAGUUAGAAAUGAUUAAUAAAUAACAUAUCCAUUGGGCGGGUUUAGGGUGUUUGAUUUAUUUUAACUUAAUCGAACUAAAAGUCUAUUCGAUAGAUGAGGGUAUUUAAAUAAUAAAACGAUGUAUACAAAUAAACCUAUUGUAUGAAGUUAUUAUUAUUAUUUAAAUAAUGGAUACUAUUAAAGUUCGCCAUUUCUGUUAGAUUGCAGCUAUAAUGAAUAAAUAAUAAUAAUUAUUAGUCAAGUUACGAUAAUUUAUAAAAUAUCUUGGAAUUGGUAGAAAAUGUUCGAUUCAUAAAACUAUUAUCUAACGGCUUUGCGGGCCAACCUAGUUUUAGUAACCCAAUAGAUAUUUUAUAAUAGUACCAUCUAACAGAGCAAGUUCACCAAUUGAUUUUAAGUUAAUUACCAGUUAGAAAGAUAUGAUAAGGUUAUAUCUAAUUAGGGUAUUAAUUAAUUAUCGGAGUAUAAUUACGAAGGCUAUGAGAUGUAAGUAGCUGGGUUUAGUAUUACGUUAUUUAUAAGAAUUGAGUUACCUUACUAAUUUGGACUUGUUAAUCGGUGAACAAAAUAUUAAGAAUAAAUUAAAUAAGAAAGCAACAAGAAUAACAAAUACAAACAACGAAAAUAUAAAGUUUCUAAAAGAACUUCUGUAUUUAGAAAAUAAUCUUCUAAAAAUAAAGCAGGUUGAAAUAAAGAAUAUAG
Molecule: messenger RNA, 3240 nt
Organism: Durotheca rogersii
Lineage: Eukaryota; Fungi; Ascomycota; Sordariomycetes; Xylariales; Xylariaceae
Exons: 3
Coding region: 922-1494 (190 amino acids)
Source: RefSeq, a predicted model, not a curated record